AUGAACUGUCCCUGCUCUCGAGACCCACAAGUGCCACACGUUACGAACUGUAAAGUAUGCCACAACACAACAUGCCCCGAUUGCGAGCUAUUCCAGCCAUUACAAAGGGAGUGUCCACAAUGCCAAACCAUAACAAUGCAUAUGGACGAGGAUACCCGCUGCAAGAAUGAUUGUUUCCAGUGUCCCAAUUGUGAGACAGCACUGACCGUACUACUGGCUAAGUCCAGUCGGAAGAAGAGAUACAAAUUUACGUGCAAGCAUUGCGAUUACGAUUACGUGACUCCGUCUAUGAGUGUAACCGACGAGAGAUCCAUUAGUCAAAUUGUAGAUCAUUUGAAUGAGACGUUGAAUGUUGAAUAUCUGCGAUUUCAAGAAUUGAAGAAGAAUAUUGAGCUUGGAGGUGGUAUCGACAAUGUUGUUGUUUUGCCAUUGUGUGGUGAUGACGUUAUUUUACCGAGGCGAACAAAAUUGGUUUGUCAGUUUCAAUCAAUUUGCCCUCAUUGCUAUCAUGUUGUGGAUUGA
Naumovozyma castellii is the source of this 522-nucleotide messenger RNA. RefSeq lists its product as uncharacterized. Lineage: Eukaryota; Fungi; Ascomycota; Saccharomycetes; Saccharomycetales; Saccharomycetaceae. Bases 1 to 522 code for a protein of 173 amino acids. The record is from RefSeq and is a predicted model, not a curated record. The transcript has a single exon.